This is a messenger RNA of Ipomoea nil (Japanese morning glory), 1188 nucleotides long. RefSeq lists its product as uncharacterized. NCBI's taxonomy places the organism in Eukaryota, Viridiplantae, Streptophyta, Magnoliopsida, Solanales, Convolvulaceae. Bases 101 to 1045 code for a protein of 314 amino acids. The transcript has 3 exons. The record is from RefSeq and is a predicted model, not a curated record.
AACCCCAUCAGAGCCAGAAGCAGAAGCUCGGAGUGGAGUAAAUAGAAAUAAAAAAAUCCAUUUACUACUCCCACAGGGACAGGGACAGGCAGAGGGGAAGAUGAAGAUGGGGGUUCCGGCUAUGCAUGCGAAAUCGGACUCAGAGGUGACCAGCUUUGACGCUUCCACGCCGCCCCGAUCCCCCCGCCGUGCGCUCUACUACGUCCAGAGCCCAUCCCAUCAUGACCUUGAGAAGAUGUCUUACGGAUCCAGUCCAUGCGGCUCGCCCCGUAACUACCACUACCAAUAUCACUGCUCACCCAUUCACCACUCCCGUGAGUCUUCCACUUCCAGAUUCUCAGCCUCUCUCAAAAUCACCAGAAAUCCUGCUCCUUGGAAGCGCCUCCCUACCGCCUCCAACCACCUACAACCCCAAGAAGACGACGAUGAAGACCAGCAGGACCCCUAUUACCCCUUCAAGUUUUACGUCAUCUGCUUUCUCUUCUCUUUCGUCCUUCUCUUCUCCAUUUUUUCGCUCAUCCUCUGGGCCGCCAGCACGCCUUACAAACCCAGAAUCUUCGUCAAGAGCAUGAAAUUUGAACAAUUUAACAUUCAAGCGGGAAUUGAUGGAACUGGGGUGCAAACGGAUAUGCUGACCUUGAAUUCUACGGUCAAGAUCUUUUAUCGCAACCCUGCAACCUUUUUUGGUGUACAUGUUACCGCUACCCCUCUUGAACUCUACUAUUACAAGCUCAAGAUCGCUUCUGGUCACAUGAAAAAUUUUUAUCAGCCGAGGAGGAGUAAGAGGGUGUUGGUGGCAGUAGUUGAAGGAAAUCAGAUUCCAGUUUAUGGUGCAGUGCCAAUACUGAACGAUGCUAAAGACCACAGUGAUAGUGUGUCAGUGCCACUGAAUCUAACAUUUGUUAUAAGGUCAAGGGCGUACAUUCUGGGGAGGCUGGUUAAGUCCAAAUUUUACAACAACAUUUUGUGCCAAGUUACUCUCAGGGGGAACCAUGUGGGCAAGCCCAUCAACAUGACAACACAUGGAUCUUGUAUUUAUCAUUGAAUGCUUCUUGUUUCUCAGUCAUUUCUUAUUUUGUCCCGGCCUUAGCAUUUUUUCUACAAAUUAAAUGGUUAGGAUCCUGGUAUUCCAUGUCGGAAAUGGCCUGCGUAGCUAGCUACUUUUAUAUAUAUAAUGUCAUUUUUGUU